Messenger RNA from Sitophilus oryzae (rice weevil), 1118 nucleotides. RefSeq lists its product as uncharacterized. Lineage: Eukaryota; Metazoa; Arthropoda; Insecta; Coleoptera; Curculionidae. The coding region runs from base 123 to 929 and encodes 268 amino acids. The transcript has 2 exons. The record is from RefSeq and is a predicted model, not a curated record.
UGGGAGAAUCCAUGGCGAGGACUAUUAGCUUUAUAUCCGUUAGGGAAAUAUUUAUCUCAUCAGUUCUGGUCAUGAUUAGAUCAGUUUAAGUCAGUAUAGGUGCAGAAUAAUUAUUUUAAAAAAUGUUUGUUUUGGGGUUGUUGAUUUUGGCGGUGUUUGAAAGUAAUGUGCUUGGAUUUCGUAAUCAUCUUUUAUUCGCCAAACGGCACCCUCUGUAUGCCUCGUUCUACACAGACAAACUAAAACAAUUUGAGGACACUGCCAACACCAGAAACCCACCUACAACGUUCCAAACAAACCUUGGCAAUUUCGCGGACUUCGACAACGGUGCUGACUUACCGAACUUGGAUCACAUCCUCGAAAACACCUCAGGAAACGAAGCAAGAUUCCCCGAUUUCAACCUAGUCUCUCAACAAGAACUUGCCAGUGGACUUAUUGCCAACAGACCUACCCCUUCACCAUCCCAAACUCUGGUAACCGGUAAUGAGUUUGUUAACGACCUACUUUCACAGAACUCCAUAUCAAAUUCGACUAACUCAAGAAACGUCCGACAAAACAGCAAUUCUUCAGUUUCCACACAAUCACCGUUUCGAUUUCAUAUCGAUACUGAAGAGGGGUCGUCUAAAACAGAAGAAACAGGUGGUGGAGGUAACGGAGGAAAUGUCAAGAUAGAAUCAAGAAAACCCGCGUUGAAUUUGCCUAAAAUUUUGCCAGGUUUUUCUGCCGGAACGGAUCAGAAACCUUCGGUUUUGGGGCUGUUUAAAACUGGGUUGAAUACAGCUCAGAAAACCGCUCAGAAUGUGGGGAAUUUUGCGAGGAGUGAGUUUCAAGUUCUAGGAGAUGCGACGAGGGAAACUAGUCAGAAUUUUGGAUUUGGUAGGCCUUUGAGUGGGUUGCUGUCGAGUGGAUUAAGCAGUGUGUAUAAAUAAAAGAUUUCUGUCACCAAAAAACGAUGAUUUUUUUGUUAUACCCUGUAAUUUUAAUAAAAUAAUAAUAUUUUUACUUAGAGCAAUAUUAGAACAGAUAAUGCCAAUCUUAUCUUAGAUACAAAGCUUUAUACAACUUAACAAGUAUUUUUCUAGAUUUGAAUAAAAAUUUUCCCACUAUUUUCCAUUGAA